Messenger RNA from Closterium sp. Naga37s-1, 1308 nucleotides. The record is from the annotation of a GenBank genome assembly. Lineage: Eukaryota; Viridiplantae; Streptophyta; Zygnematophyceae; Desmidiales; Closteriaceae.
AUGGUGGAUGGUGCUUGGUGCAUGGUGGAUGGUGCGUGGUGCAUGGUGGAUGGUGCGUGGUGCAUGGUGGAUGGUGCUUGGUGCAUGGUGGAUGGUGCUUGGUGUAUGGUAAAUGGUGCUUGGUGCAUGGUGGAUGGUGCUUGGUGCAUGGUGGAUGGUGCUUGGUGCAUGGUGGAUGGUGCUUGGUGCAUGGUGGAUGGUGCUUGGUGCAUGGUGGAUGGUGCUUGGUGCAUGGUGGAUGGUGCUUGGUGCAUGGUGGAUGGUGCUUGGUGCAUGGUGGAUGGUGCUUGGUGCAUGGUGGAUGGUGCUUGGUGCAUGGUGGAUGGUGCUUGGUGCAUGGUGGAUGGUGCUUGGUUCUCCUCCCUCUUCCAGAACUGCAUGAACGGCAUAUCCACCGCCCCCUUUGGCGUCAACCCGCACUUCCUGCCCUCCUCCUCGCUUUACUUCCCUGACGCCUACGUGGCGCUCAACGACUCGCUGGCCAGCGCUGACGUGGACACCAUGCAGCCAAUCGCGACGCGGCCUGACGGCGUGCCCUAUGGCUUCCAAGUCGCCAAGGCGAACGAGAAGGCGAACGAGAAGGUGUUCCCGGUGAUAUUUGACAUCAACCUCGACAACGAGGCCGCCACGCAGCGCCUGCAGUAUCUGGCAGACAGCUUCUUUAUCGACAACGCCACGCAGUCCGUGUCCGUCGCCAUGCUCACGUACAACGGUGCGUCCUGGCAUGGAGUGGGUGUGUCUAGAUUAGGGUGUCGUGCCAUGCCCACCCCUCAGUGGCGCCUGCAGUAUCUGGCAGACAGCUUCUUCAUCGACAAUGCCAUGCAGUCCGUGUCCGUCGCCAUGCUCACAUACAACGGUGCGUCAUGCCAUGCUCAGUGGGUGGUUGUGGUUAGAGUGCCGUGCCAUGCGCACACCCACAACGGUACCAUGUUCAGCGCACCACAGCACAGGGGCACCUGCAGAAUCGACAAUGCUACGCAGUCCAUCGGCGGCAAGAUAGCGGUGACGUACAACGUGGACCCGGUAGACGUGGAGCUCUACUCGUCCAGCGCUGACUGGGCGCGCCUCACGGUGACGGUGCUGUAUGUGUGCGCCGUGGUCUGGAACCUCAUAGAGGAGCUUGUGGAGGCGUUUCAAUGCUGGCUGGAGACGGGCAGGGUGAGUGGGCUGAGCGGCUUCUUUGCCGGUGUAGGUGGGGUGGAAGGACUGGGUGCGCCUGACGGUGACGGUGCGGUGGUGUGGAACCUCAUAAAGGAGCUCGUGGAGGCGUUUCAGUGCUGGCUGGAGACGGGCAGGGUGAGUGAGUGA